ACUACCAAAAACAGGCUAAACUAUGCGAACAGCAAUGAUGGUUACGCCAGUUUACUAGUCGCCAGCGAUGUCGAUAGUGGUGCGCCAUUCAGAGUAUCAACGGCCACGAAGACGGCAGCAGCUGCAACAGCAACAGCAACAGCAAAAGCUAAAUCAACAGUGCCAAUAGCAACCACCUCAGCACCGGGUGCAGCAGUGCGCGUCAAGAAACAGUCUACCAGUUCGACAAUAACAACGACGACGACCGCGUCUAGUAGCGUGAGUGCCGACGAACACAACGAAGUGACGACAACCACAACGAAAACGGGGACGGGGACGACGACACGGGGUAGCAACGGCGGCAAAGUCACAACGUCGUCAAAAACCAGCGAUUCCAAAUUGGCCCAGAGCGGUGGUGGCAGUGUGCGCCGCGGACGCACCAGUUCACAUCAGUCGCACUAUUCGACGGACAAAAGCGGCUCGUCCGGUUACUACAGUUCGAAUGUUUGCUCCACAUAUUCACUGGACGAGCAUAUCUAUUGUGAACCGGUUAUAGAUAUCCUAGACGUGAGUGGCACUGGCACUGGCACUGGGGGUGUUGGUGUUGGAGCCGGUACUGGUAAGAGCAGCAGUAAAAGUGCAGUCAAAACAACUGUCAGCGGGAAUAGCAACAGCAAAAACACAGCGGCGCCGGCAACAACAACGGCCGCAACAACGAUGGUUCAUAGCCACGCGCGGGAUAUGAACAGCAAAGGAGGUGUGACACAGCGUUAUUAUGGACGUCGCAACGGCACGGCGGCAAGUCGAAACGGCGAAAGUGGUAUUGCUGGUUGCAGCGAGUUGGACGGUGGCGAGGACGAUUGCGAUGGUGAAGCUGGCGAUGCAACUGCAUCGGCGGCCCGAUACCCCAGCAAGGCUGGCAAUAGUUCGCAGGAUGCGCCGAAGAGCACAUUUGGCGCGGUCAGCAAAGUGCCGGCUAGCUUGCAAUUCUUAUUACAACGACAAACCUCCGAGGAAUACACAGAUUCACAAUCGCAAUAUUUCAGCGAUAAUCUGCGCAUACUCGAGACCAGCAUCGAGAAUCUCGAUCGCCAUUUGAAAAAUUUUCCAAGUCUAAGUUCGCACGAACGCAUUGCUGCCUUUGUACAGACCCAGCAUCAUCAUCAUCAUCACCACGCAUACCUGCCGAUGCCACCGCACGCGUUGGAUGCUAGCGGCGGCGAUAAGUUAGCUAGCCGUGUACCCCAACACCCGCAUCAUUAUUUGCCCACCAUUAUGGAGGGCUACGAUCCCGCCAAUCAACCGCGUCGCUCAUGGCCCGACGAUAUGGUGGACGAUUCGCUGCUCGACAUAGACCUCGACUCAUUUUUGCUAGUCAAUGAGCGCACUGCUGGCGGCAAGUUGCGCAAGCCACAGCAAUUGCGCGAUGGUGGCAUCGAUAAUCCCACUUUUCUCACCGAUGAGCAGGAGGAGGAGAAUAAUUAUAAGUGUGCAAAGUAUAUAAAUUCCUGCCCUGACGAUGCGUAUCGUGUCGAAAGUGAUAUCGUUGCUGGUACGGGCACCGUUUCGGAAAAGUCGGUUUCGGUCGCAGACCACUACAUGAAACGCUAUGAAGAUCAGCUGCACUUCCAGAACACGCGUGAGCUGCUCGAGGAUGUGCGCGACAAGAUACGUUUGCUCUCGCAGGCGAGUGGCAGCGCCGGUACGCACAGCCCCGAUGCACAUUUGAAUAAUCCUGCGGCGCCUGCGCAGCAACUGCCACAUGAGCUGGAAGGCAUGAUUAAGACGCUGAAAAACGAGUUGGAAAACUAUUUGGAUCGCAUGAACCAGCACAGCGAAUUGGAAAUACGUCAACUAUGCAGCGGGCUUGUAAGAAAUCACAAUAUCGUAAAAAUGAAGAAGGCCUUCGAGCGUCGCCGUUCGACGCACAGUCUCGGUACGAUCGAGUCGGAUUACGGUUACAUCGCCGGCAACUACGAGGCAAUCUGCGAUGGCGUGCCCGUGAGUAUACGUGAACAAAUCGCCUCGAUACGCUGCGCGAGUGAUCCGAAUUUCAAAAUGAAGCGAAAAUCCCUUACUGAGGUAUUUCCCGUCACCAAUUGUUAUGCAGAGUCGGAAACUUUGCAACGCGUAUCGUCUCAAACGUCGCUAGCGCAGCAGCAACGUCGUCCAUCGCUACCGCAUCGCGAUCGUUACACCGCAGAGCGUAGACAGCGCGAACGUGAUCAAAAUGUGAUAACCUUGCAUGUGCCCACAACGCAACUGCAACGCAAUCUCUCAUUCCAGCAGCCGGUAUUGAGUAAAUUAGAUGCGAAAACAUUAUCAGCGCCACCGGCGGAUGCCGAAAUCGGCGGUAAAGGUAAACCAAAUGGUGGCGGCUGCAAUUCGGCUGGUAAUGGUAGCGGCGCGGAAUCGGGCGAAUCAGGUGAUAAGGACUCAAUUUUGGAAUGGCAUCGAAAGAAGCCGAGCAUUUGGGAAAUGUACUAUGGUACGAAUCGCAUGAAUCAAUCGCUGUUGGGCAAGCGCAAUGCCAUGGCCGCGAACAACAGUAAUCAAGUCACAAUGUCUUAUGCAAAACAGCUUGGUAGCAAAAAUUCCAAUGUCAGCAUGUAUGCGAUUAUGCAAGAAUGA
This is a messenger RNA of Rhagoletis zephyria (snowberry fruit fly), 2610 nucleotides long. RefSeq lists its product as uncharacterized. NCBI's taxonomy places the organism in Eukaryota, Metazoa, Arthropoda, Insecta, Diptera, Tephritidae. The record is from RefSeq and is a predicted model, not a curated record.